Messenger RNA from Mus musculus (house mouse), 7625 nucleotides. RefSeq names its product coiled-coil serine rich 2 (gene Ccser2). NCBI's taxonomy places the organism in Eukaryota, Metazoa, Chordata, Mammalia, Rodentia, Muridae. The transcript has 12 exons. Gene Ontology annotation, cellular component: cytoskeleton. The record is from RefSeq and is a predicted model, not a curated record. The coding region runs from base 304 to 2862 and encodes 852 amino acids.
GGGAGGCGGGGCCGCGCACGCGUAGUGCGAGGGCCCUGGAGGGCGGAGUCCAGGAGGGUGCCGGCCUAGGGAGGGGGCGCGGCGUCGGUGAAGUCCGGCGCUCCCGCAGGCCGAGGAGGCGAUGCUGGCUGCUGCGGGGCAGGCGGCUGGACAGACCGGGAUGUGACGGAACUGCCUCUCGCCUCUCUCCCAUCCUCGGGCGGGCAGGUCGCUGGGCGACCGGCAGCCGGGCCGCGGCCGAGGAGGCAACGCGACCUCCGCACGAUUCUGUCAAGUUUUAAGAACCAAUGCACCUUAUAGCCCAUGGAAGAAAAAACACAAAUCAAGACAUUUUUGGGUUCCAAGCUGCCGAAAUAUGGAAUGAAAUCUGUGAGAAGUACAUUGCAGCCGAUGCCAAAUGGCGCCACUGUGACUUUAUUAGGGACCUCCAAGAGUAGUAAUGUCAAAAGUUACAUAAAAAAUAAUGGCUCUGAUUGUUCAUUGUCCCAUUCAUUUAAUUGGAGAAAAACAAAUAAAUAUCAACUUGGUUCACAAAAUACAGCAGAACUUAAUAAUAUUCAAAGUACACAUGAUAAACUAAUUGAGCCUGAACAACAUGCACCUGCUCCAGGAACGCUGGAUGGGCAUGGGAUAAAGGGAGGUUUGAAAAGUGCUUCCUUGUUCACAUCCAAGUUAGCAAGACCAUCAACCAUGUUUGUGUCAUCGGCAGAGGAGUUAAGUCAAAAAUCUUUCUCUGGACCAUCUAAUUUGGGUAAAUUUACCAAAGGCACAUUACUAGGAAGGACUUCAUAUUCUUCGGUCAAUGCGAAGUCACAUUUGAAUGCGUUUUAUGGGAACAGAUCUUCUGGUAACGUGCAGAAGCCAAGAGUGAACUCCUGUGCCAGCAGAAGUAGUUCUGGAGAAAGCUUAGCACAGUCCCCAGACAAUGCUAAAUCUAUCACUUGUGAAAAAAUGGUAAGGUCACAAAGUUUUUCACAUUCCAUUCAGAAUGUCUUCCUUCCACCUUCAUCUAUAACCAGAUCGCAUUCCUUCAACAGAGCUGUAGACCUUACAAAGCCUUAUCAGAACCAACAGCUCCCCGUUCGAGUGCCUCUCCGGUCAGGUAUGCUAACAAGAAGUUCUCUGCAGUCAGAAGUACUCAAUGGGAACGAACAUGUGGGGUUUGGUUUUAAUAGGCCUUAUGCUGCUGCUGGAAAGAAACUGGCCUUAUCCAAUGGCCCCGCUGUCUCGUCCACGUUGGUUUAUAGGAUGGCUCAUCCCCCUCUACUGAAAUCUAGCCGACCUCCAUUUUCUGGGCCCAUGACAGUUGACAGUAAUAAAAACCCACCUGCUGACAUGUGCGUAGAGGAAGAAGGUAUGGUUUCAGCCCAGGACAGCUCUCCGGGUAAGGACCAAGAACUAAUUGAAAAUGAAAGUUACCGAAGAGACAAUGACCAGACUGGGAAGAACGAGUCUAAAGUUAGGUACCUGAGCGAUGACGUGGAUGAUAUUUCCUUGUCGUCCUUGUCGUCUUCCGACAAGAAUGAUUUAAGUGAAGAUUUCAGCGAUGAUUUCAUAGACUUAGAGGACUCCAACAGAACUAGAAUAACGCCAGAGGAAAUGACUCUCAAAGAAGAAAAGCAUGAGAGCAGACCAUCAAAGGAUAUAUUUGAUUCUCCUAAGGAAAGUGAGCAGGCCUUCAGUAAAGCUGAAGAGUGGAUAGAUAUAAGUGUCUCUGACAGGAGUGAAUGUACAAAGCAUACAUCUGGAAACAACUUGAUUUCACCGGAUACGGAUUACAGAGCUGGGUCUUCAUUUGAACUCUCUCCGUCCGAUAGCUCUGAUGGAACGUACAUGUGGGAUGAAGAGGGCCUGGAGCCCAUUGGGAGUGUCCAUCCUGUUGGCAGCUAUGAGUCCUCUGAAAUGAACAGCAUAGAUAUUCUGAAUAACCUUGAGUCGUGUGACCUUGAGGAUGAUGACCUUAUGUUGGAUGUGGAUUUGCCGGAGGACGCACCUCUUGAAAAUGUGGAGUGUGACAAUAUGAACCGCUUUGACCGAACAGACAGAAAUGUACGACAGUCGCAGGACGGAUUUUGGAAAAGGCCACCCCAGAGGUGGAGUGGACAGGACCAUUACCACCUCAGCCACCCUGGUCACUAUCAUCACCAUGGACAAAGUGACUUGAGCAGAGGCUCUCCUUAUAGAGAAUCUCCUUUGGGUCAUUUUGAAAGCUAUGGAGGGACCCCCUUUUUCCAGGCUCAGAAGAUGUUUGUAGAUGUGCCCGACAACACAGUGAUCCUGGAUGAGAUGACCCUCCGGCACAUGGUCCAGGAUUGCACAGCUGUGAAAACGCAGUUACUGAAACUCAAGCGUCUGUUACACCAGCAUGACGGAAGUGGAUCAUUGCAUGAUGUUCAGCUCUCAUUGCCAUCCAGUCCAGAGCCAGAAGACGGUGAUCAGAUAUAUAAGAAUGAAGAUUUACUAAAUGAAAUAACACAACUUAAAGAGGAAAUAAAGAAAAAAGAUGAAAAAAUCCAACUAUUAGAGCAGCAGCUUGCAACUCGAUGUAACUGUCAGCAGAAAUCUAAAGAGGAAAAGUGUACAUAUGCUGAUAAAUAUACCCAGACACCCUGGAGACGGAUUCCUGGUGGGUAUUGUGCACCCUCCUUCUCUCCUUGGCAGGGCUCCUUCCAGGGGAUGCCACGGACUGUACCGCCGCACCGCAGACAGAGUGAGUCUGUGUCUCUCACUCCCAUCCUGCUCUGGCUUCCCCUCCAUGGAGUUGAGAAGUUAGUCCAUUACUUCUCUGACAAAGCGUGCCUCAAGUACUACAGCCUUCCAGCAGCCUUCCCAGAUCUACAGACCACGCCCAGGGAAAACUAAUAAAGCCACAACGUACCGAGGCCCACAGUGACUACACAGUUCAAGGCGUGUGUCCGGGUGGUGCGCAUCCAGAUGGAAGCUGUACACAUGGCUUGCAACAGGACAACAGCCGUGGUUUGCAAGAGCGUCCUUCUUCGUCAAGCCCGCAGUUGACAGUGGAUGUGGUGAAGUACAUACCUUCUGAAACGGACCUGAGCAUGACUCUGGAUGCUCAAGAGCCUCAUCAUUUGGCAGAGAAAAAACCUAGUGACUUGCAGUUUGUAACUCCUCCUCCUCAGACCCCUUCCCAGUCAAGUACAGUGGACCAGACUAAGAGGGGUGGAAGAAACCAAUGUCCUCAGCCCAAGUCCUUGCAGCUUUUAAAGCCAUCCAACUUGAGUUCUUUGACACCUCCUCCAGAUUCUGACUCCUCACCAAGUAGAACUUCCACAUGUAAGAAGGCACCAGGAAUCACACCAUGCCAUUCAAAACAUCAGCCAACAUCGAAUCAAAACAAUCCUGCAAAUCAUUUGAAUCUGAAAACGUCUAAACUCCGUCCCCCUUCUGGCUCUUUCAAGCAAAAACAAAUAAGUAACCCCCAAGUAGAGCCUCAGAACUUCCAGGCCAAGACAAGCAUCCCAAGGCCAUUAGCACGGCCAAAAGAGCUGCAUGCUCCACACAGCGGUUUGCAUUCUGGGGAUUGUGUGGCCUCUAAUCGAUAUUCUCGUCUUCCUAAACCAAAGAUACAUUAAGUGCAUAGCCAUCACCUGCCAAUUUGUUUUUUGAAAACAGUCUGCUCUCUAAUAGCUUUAUGUGCAGCUUAUUACUAUGUUGGAGGUUCCAUUUCAGCAAAUCUUAAAAUUAAAAUGCAGAAGCUUCUAUUAGUUUGGUUCUUCCAUUUUGUAUCCUGGCUGAAUUACAUACCAUUUGCACAUACUUGUCUCAGGUAAACACAAGUUUACUUAUCCAUCUCAGAGGCCCAAGUCCCUCCUCAUGCUAUCCAGCCUUCUCUCUACAUACCAGAAAAGUCAAAAUAUUCCAUGUAUCAGGCAGGAUGUGUACUUGGCUGAUGUAGUCCUGUUGUGGUUAUCAGAAUCUCACCCCGAUGCUUAUUCUUCUUGUGAGUAUGGCUGCUAUUUUAACUAAAGAUUCAAAGUGACGGUGGAAGGUAGCUGUCUGUAAGCAGGGUUCUGGCCAGGUUUUGUGUAUUUAGGAAGUCUAUGCAAAAGGUCCCCAGUGAGGAAAGACCAGGCUUUUAGUGGGGGAGUCCUUAGUAGUUUCAUCUCUCCUUUCUAGGAUCAGUAAUCUAGUCCUACUGCUUCUCCAUUUAUCAGACAAAUUCCCAUGCUGACAGUUGUCAUAUUUUAUGUAAACCAGUUAUAUGUUGCUGUAACAUCUUGUUUUACGUACACAUUUACUCUUUGCUUAUAUUGCUACUGGGUAGAUUUGGAGAGCUGGAGAUGCCUAUGGCAUAUCAGUUGUAAACUCUGUUGGUGCUAGAGUUUUGUGCUGGUAAUUGAGUUUUGAAUCUUAUUAACUUAUGGAUCCAUCAUACUUUCAAGUUUCCAUAACAUACAUUGGAAAUUUAAAAUUAUAAUAAUAUUUGUAUUUAUUGACUUUUUCCUAGUGUCUGAAGACUAGAAUAAUGGACUUGAAAUAUUUGCACAAAAUUUUGAUGAGAUAUAAAAGAGGGUUUUAAAGCUUAUUUUCUAUAAAAAAUGAGUUAAAACACUUUAAGAGAAAUAUAUAAAUUUAAGACUAUCAUAAGUCACUUUUUGGGUUUCCUAAGUUUCUCUUUUCUGUUGGUGGAAGGUUGAAUGACAGUUUCUUGAAAAGUAGAUUUGGGGGAAAUUAAGUUGUAGGUAGGAAAGAAUACUUUCUUAAGAGAGAUUGCUCCAGAUGUCCUAUGGAAGGUAGCUGUGGGUUAAGAGAGAUUGUUCUAGAUGUGGCUGUGGGCCUCCAAGUGACCAUGUACAGGAACCCAGCUGGGCUUCUGGCAACUUCACAAGCAGUUGAGUGAAUUUACCUCAUGUUUGCCCAAAUCAUGCCAUCUUUAGGCUGGUCAUAAUUUGUUUAAUUCAUAGUAAGAUUUCUCAGAAAGAUAACCUUACAAGAUCAGUAUCUGAUUAGCUGACCAAAAAUGCAUCAAAAGGAAUUAUGGCCAAAAAAAUUAAAUGUCUAUGGCUUCCUUUUUAAAUGUAUCUAGGUUACAAAGAGAAACGUGGUAUCAAGUGCAUUAGUGCAAAGUUACAAAGUCACAUUUGCUGCGGUUUGGGGGGGCGGCAGUCUUCCCUUAAAUGUCAGAACCCCUCAUGUGGAUUUGUCUUUUGGAGAGGCAGACCUUUUUCCAGUUUGGGAACAGACGAGCAUAGUCUCACACCACAGCACGUUAGUCAGAGGAAGCUCAGGACAGGCUGUGCAUGGGUUAGACGGUACUGGGUCAUUGCUGCUGUGGCAAAAGCACUUAUUCUUCCUUCAUGACAGUGAGCCAGGUUGGCUACAGGGGUAUAUGCUUUCUCCUUACGGAGAAUGAAAACGAAUCUCAUGUAUCGCACAUCAGCUACAAUCAUACUCUAUGCCCUGCAAUAGAACAUACUAAUUAAUGUAUUAGGGUUUUGUUUUUUUAAUUAGAGACUUUUAUAGACUUUAUGGAAUACUUCUACAAAUUGGUUUAUCCUUGAAGGAAAGUUUUUUAAAAUUUAUUUAUAACCCACUUGUCUGAGGGAAAUGUCUUUGUUGUCUGUUUUGUUACAGUGUUGACUCCAAUAAUUUCUUUAUUCUAAUCUUUGGCCUACUUUAAUUUUUUCUCCCUGAUAAAUUUGUAGAAAUAUUUAUCCAGCAGUUCACCCUCUCUAUACCUUUGUUGGGCCUUAGUCUUAAUAGAAGAUAGACAGUCUUAUCAAUAUAUUUUGUUCUCCUUGAGAUAAGAGCCUCACACAAUGCCAGGCUGGUCUCUAAUAAUUCACUGUGUAGCCAAAGAUAGCCAAAGGAAUUUUGAUCUCCUGCCUCCUUCUCCCGAAUGCUGAGAUUACAGGCGUGCACCACCACACCUGGUUUUGUGUGGCACUGGAGACAGAAUCUAGGGCUCAGUGUGUGCUCUGCAAGCACUCUACCAAGUGAGCUACACUCCCAGCCCUCAUGAGUAUGCCUUUGCAGCAUACUGUGUGCUUCAAAUACACUACCCAGAGAAAAUAUCUAGGAUGCAUUCACAAAUAACAUAGACCAUUGGCCUGCAGUUUUCUGGAAAAGCUGCAAGGAUAUCACCUUGUCUGCUCCUAGUAAUAGUAAGCAGUCCAAAUGAGGGCCCAGCACUGCUGAAUAAGCAGAGGUCAUGUUCUCCACGUGGCUCAUUCUCUUGCUUGCGUGUGUAAAUCACAUCAACUCACUACCAACUGUCCUCUGUGGGAACGUAGUUCACUCACCCUGUUCUGUCAGGGAAGACAGUGGGAGUAGGUGAAGUCUACGUCCCAAGGGUGAGGUUGGUUAAUUUUCACAUGUAUGAAAGAGAAACCAAUACACAGAAUUAUUUACUUAGCUCUUUAACAGGAUGUAUUAAAAAAAAAAAGGCUGUUUUUUUGAGCUAGAGUUUUGCUUGGUGUAAGAUCUUCAUUGGCAUAGGUAUGGGUGAUUGCAAGACAUCCAACAAAGGACUAUAGAGUUGUAUUAUUUGGAAGAUUUCUAAACACUGAGACUUAUCUACCUGUUAUUUUUCUUUUGGGUCUCAUUUUUUAUUCGUGCAGUAUUUUCAGGCACAUCGACUACUGCUCACUAUAUUUAUAUAGAUGUUAGGGAACUUUCUAAGCAUUUUAGUAAGUAAAAAUCUGAGUAUGAAAGAAAAUAUCAGAUACGCACUUUAAAUGAGCUUAAUUGCUUGGAGUCGUGCCUGAAAUAUCAAGGUGCCUCCUCUGGGUGUGGCUUUUGUUUAGUAAAAUGAAUUUCUCUGCAGUUGUUGCUGUUUGAAGGUAGCUGUACAGCUUUUCACAGAACUGUAUCCCAGCAUGCCACUUUGCCCAUGAUCGCACUAAAUUUUCCUUGAAUGUCCAUCAUGCCUUUAAAUAUUUUACUCAGUGUAUCAAGACAACUUGAGCCUGGUAAUGUCACUUCUGAGGUUCCGUGCCAUAGAUGGUGUUCCAGAUGCAGGGGGCUUCCUGGCUUUCCACCAGAGUGGUCCUACCGGUUUCCUGAGGUUGCACUUUGGGGUCCAGUCAGACUGCAGCCCCAUCUCCACUCUCUCCAUCCUCCACAGUAGCUUCCAUGUUGCUGAGUUAGCUUGGGCAAUUACGUUUGCAUGCAUGUGCACACAGUUGAAAAUGAAGUCUAGCCGUAAUAUAAACACAUGGGAUUUGCCUUGGAGAUGAUCACCUGCUCUUUUCCUCAUUCGAAUGCUUGAGUUCUGUUUUCUGUUGGUCUUUCCACAGGUCCCUUUAACUUUCUGCUGCAGCAAUUUGAGAGGAUGUAUUUGAACAAAUGAUUAUGAGGUUCCUCUAAUUAUGUAAUUGAUUAAAGAUUGUGUCUUCACCUUGUUGAAUAAAAGCUGCCCCUUUCUUCCUGGUAGAGCAUUGCCACGAUGAGCCAGGCUGGCCUUGAGAAUCUGGUCAUGGCCGACUAAAACCAGAAACAGUAUCUGUAGUGUUCUCCCCCCAUUGAUUGUACAAUCCAGUUCAGAGUACAUAAUGUAUAUUAGAAUUUGCUUGUAAAAUGAAUUAUGGAAACCGGAUGUAAAGUCUCUUUCCUGAAAGUGUUGGCUUAGUAAAUAAAAAAUAAAGUUCAUAAUUAUAAAAGUG